This is a messenger RNA of Plenodomus lingam JN3, 723 nucleotides long. NCBI's taxonomy places the organism in Eukaryota, Fungi, Ascomycota, Dothideomycetes, Pleosporales, Leptosphaeriaceae. The record is from RefSeq and is a predicted model, not a curated record.
AUGCAAUCAAAAGAAAAAGUCCAGGCAUACAGCAUACAGCAUACAGCAGACAGCAGACAGCAGACAGGACUACCACUGCGUGAUGGCAAAGUCUGCGAGCGCUGCAACUUGCCGAUGUCAACAAACGCUGCCGCUAUUGAUUCCAGCCAGGAAACGACACGAUCCAGUGAACGGACCUCAGCCUCACGGCAACACGUGACGCCACUUUUCUUGUUGAGCUGUGGUAUGUGGAGGUGCUAUCGGCGCGGCAAGCGAGGAAUUCGGCGUUCACUGCCCGUGAUGCCAGGGGACCCCCCCUCCCCCCUCCCCUCCCUUGCACGCCUCGCGCGAUGGAUGAUAACGACUUACCCCACCAAUUCACGGCCAGCUCGGAAAUUGAGUUUGACACCUAUCCCUGUCUGCCCGGAAAGACCAAAUGUGGCUGGAAAGUCGAUGGACUUGCCUUGUUUGGGAUUGGCAAACUCCUCUGUGACUUUGCUCGCUGCGAUGAAGCGGAAGCACUAUGGUGCCUGUGGUGGUUCUCAUGUUAGUGUCAUGGCACAUGUACUACAUGUAGUAAGCGGCUGCCGCGGGGUCGAGCGUCGUCUCUCGGUACCGAUGAGACGCGCCGAGUUGCCCAUCUGGUGUCUGGUGUCUGGUGUCUCUGGCAAGUUUCAAGCAGACAAAAAGGGCCGAAGCAAACAUCAUCCUCGCAUGAAAGACGCAUACUAUGUACAAGUAUGA